AUGUCCAUACAAGUCCCUGCAUCCUACUCGGCGCUGCCAACCCGGCACGUAAAGGUCGAUCAUGUACCCGCUAGCUCCGCGACGGCCACUCCCGUCCUGCUCCUAACUCUCAAUCGCCCCGAUAAGCUCAAUGCGUUCACAGGGACGAUGGCAGAGGAGUUGAUUUCGUUCUUCAAUACGGCUGACGCGGACGACCGUGUCAAAACCAUCGUGGUGACGGGAGCGGGGCGGGCGUUUUGCGCCGGCGCGGAUCUGGAGAUCGGGUUUCCGAAGAGCUCAUCCGGCGAUGGGUCGAGGAUUAAUCCUGGUGACGAUGGAGUGGAACAUAGAGAUGGCGGCGGCCGCGUGACCCUCGCCAUCAACUCCUGCCGCAAACCAACAAUAAUGGCCCUCAACGGCCCCGCCGUCGGCAUAGGCAUAACCAUGACGCUCCCCGCAACAAUCCGCCUCGCAACCCGCGGCUCAAAAAUCGGCUUCGUCUUCUCGCGCCGGGGCCUGGUAAUGGAAGCAGCAUCCUCGUUCUUCCUCCCGCGUCUGAUCGGAUACAGCCGCGCUCUACACCUCGCCGCCACGGGUGCUACAUACCCAGCCGAACACCCUCUAUUUGGCGCGUUGUUUUCCGAGGUGCUGCCCACGGGCGCGGAGACGGUGGCGCGCGCUCUGGAGAUUGCGGCGGAUAUUGCGAAGAAUACAUCAAUCGUGGCAUCGACGUUGAUGAGGGAGAUGAUGUAUCGGGGUCCCGGGAAUGCGGAGGCGGCGCAUUUGUUGGAUUCCAAGGUUAUUUAUGGGAUGUUUGGGGGCAGGGAGAAUGAAGAAGGGGUCAAAAGUUUUUUGCAGAAAAGGCCGCCGGUGUUUAAGGGAAGCUUUGGGAAUAAGGAGGAUAUACCAGAUGUUUAUCCUUGGUGGACGCCUGUGGAUGUUAAGCAGCGGGCCAGAGCGGCGAAGUUGUGA
Molecule: messenger RNA, 951 nt
Organism: Histoplasma capsulatum G186AR
Lineage: Eukaryota; Fungi; Ascomycota; Eurotiomycetes; Onygenales; Ajellomycetaceae
Product: enoyl-CoA hydratase/isomerase
Exons: 2
Coding region: 1-951 (316 amino acids)
Source: RefSeq, a predicted model, not a curated record